Enterospora canceri is the source of this 867-nucleotide messenger RNA. The record is from the annotation of a GenBank genome assembly. Lineage: Eukaryota; Fungi; Microsporidia; Enterocytozoonidae.
AUGGUUGUUCCGUUCCGAAGUGGUAAGGUCUGGUCGAUAGACGGUACAUUUGAUGUCUGUCCUGUUGGAUGGGCUCAGAUGUAUACCAUCUCAAUCCUUGUUGACCACCACGUCCUUCCUAUCGUCUAUGAUCUGCUUCCUUCGAAGUCAGGUAACUGCUAUCUGGAGUUCCUAAGUCACUUGAAUCGUCUGAUUCCUGGCUUAGACCCUGAUGUUGUCAUAACUGACUUCGAAAAGGCUGCAAUCAAUGCCUUCAAGACGGUGUAUCCAUCGUCUAGGAUGUCUGGUUGUAUGUUUCACCUGGGGCAAAGCAUCCAAAGGCGAUUGGAUGGCUCUGGAAUGAGUGAGUCGUAUGCCAGUGAUCGUGUUGUGCGUAAGUUUGUUCAGGCUCUGAAGUGUUUAGCCUUUGUUCCUGCAGCUCAGGUUCAACAAACAUUCACUUGGUUACGUAAUCACGAUGACUUCCCUUCUUGUCUAGCCUCCACAUAUGCUUAUUUUGAUAAGACAUAUGUGAGUGGUGCUAAUGGCAAUGGUCCGCUGUAUCCUCUUUGCCUUUGGAACAACCGUGAGAAUGUUUUGGCAGACAUUCCACGUACCAAUAAUGGCAUUGAAGGUUGGCACAACAUCUUCCGUUCAACUUUUGGAACGUUGAACAAGACUUCUAGGAACGUUGUGAAGAAGUUGCGUGCUGAGGCAGAGGCAGUACACCUAAAGUACCUCAGGUUGCAGUCAGGUGAGAACCUGUAUAGGCACAAGAAGUACAAACAGAUGAGUGAGUCACUUCUUGUGUUUGUCAUUGAGAGGGAAGAGUCUGGACAGCAUGCAACUGACUAUAUUUUUAGUCUAGUGGAGUUUAUUUACUAUUAA